AAUGAAAAAUUUUCUUGAAAAACAUAUCAGCAAUGAUUACAGUAUCCGUAUGAAUAAUUUAUCAUAAAAUCAUGGUAAUUAGAGAAUAUUAAUUGAAUAGAGUAUCAAUUAAACUAAUACAAAUGCUCUUCUCCUAUAGUAUUUGGAAAUAGAUUUGCAUCACCUUCGCCAUUCAGAUCAGUUACUCCAAUUUAAGGAUAAUUGUCUCCAGCAAAUUAAUCUCGCAGAGAAAGUGCAUUUUCAAGAAACUCUGAUAACUAUGAUUUUUCAGUUAAAGAAAAAUCAAAAAUAUUAAAUAAGCCCAUUACUUAAUACUAUAAAAAAUAACAAGAUUAUUAAGAUGAAGAAGAAUGCAAUAUUGAUUAUUUUUUUGAUAAAGAAUAAAUCAUUAUUGAAGAAUAAGAACUUUUACAUGCAAAACUUAGAAUGAUUCGAGAUGAUUUCAACUUUAAAAUAUAACAAUUAGAAGAUUGUAAUUAAUUAUCUAAGUUUUAAGAGAAUACCUUAGAGAAAGAUAAUCGAUUUUAUAAAAUCUUUCAAUUUCAAUUAAAGAAGAGCAAGACAGAUAUAAUGAACAAUCAAAAUAAAAUAAAAGAAAAAAUAAAUAGAAUGAAAUACAUGCAAGAACUGAUUCCAUUAAUAAAUAAGAUUCAAAAAGUGAUUCAUAACCAAUCCAACAAGAAAUAAUUAGAGCAGCUAGUUCAAUGAAAGAAUAGAGAACAGAAUUUAACUAUGAAAAAAGAGAUUGUUUUGAUAUUAGACGUGAAUCUCGUCAUGAAUCUAUAAAUGGUUAUAGUUCUCAUCAUAGAAGAGAAUCAUCAUAUAAAACAGUUAAAUUAAGAGAAUCUAGAGUAAAAAGAGAAGAAUCACUUAAAGGUGAUUCUGUUAAAGAAGAAUAACCAUUAAAGAGUGCAUUAAAAAAGAAAGAUUCAAAUAGAUAAACAUAUAAUUGUUAAGAUGAUUCAUAAGAUGAUUGGAAAUUUAUUAAAGAAGCUAAAAAUAAUUUAGAAAAAUAAAAAACUUAAUUAGAUGAUAAAUAAUCUCCAAAUAAAGUUAGAUUUGUUAAUUAAGAGAAAUCUUAAAAAAAAUAAUAAGAUAAAGUGGUUAAGUCAAAAUAUUUAAAUGAUAUUGACAUUUUUUUAAAAUGUAGAUAUUGA
This is a messenger RNA of Paramecium pentaurelia, 1157 nucleotides long. Lineage: Eukaryota; Ciliophora; Oligohymenophorea; Peniculida; Parameciidae. The record is from the annotation of a GenBank genome assembly.